AUGGAUCGAUUUCGGAUGAUCUUCCAGUACUUCCAGUCUAAUUCAGAGUCAGUGACAAAUGGGAUCUGUGCACUUCUCGCAUUGGCAAGUGUCAAGAUUUACACCUCCUUUGACUUCAACUGUCCUUGUCUUGCUAAAUACAACAUGGUGUAUGGUUUGGGAAUCAUGUUCAUCCCACCAGUGGCACUUUUUCUCUGUGGGCUUAUUGUCAACAGACAGUUUGUGGUGAUGCUUGAAGAAUGGAAAAGACCUAUUGGGGACAGGAAGAAGAAUCUGGCCAUAAUCAGGUUCAUGUGUUCCUCUGUCCUGCAACGGGCCAUGAUUGCACCUGUUGUUUGGAUCAUAGUCACCCUCCUUGAUGGAAAAUGCUUUGUAUGUGCCUUCAGCAGUUCCGUUGACCCUGAUACGUUUCCAGAUUUUGUUACUAAUAUCACCUCUCUUGAUGAGGUACAGCACUUGCUCUCCAAGGUCCCAUGUAAGGAUGAUGAACUCAUGAGGAAUAAUACGUCCCGCAAGGCAGUGUCCAGGUACCUCAGAUGCUGGUCACAGGCUUUUGGAUGGAGCAUACUGCUGACCCUUAUAAUGAUAGCGUUCCUUGCCCGUUCUCUCAGGCCCUGCUUUGAUCAGACUGCCUUUUUGCAGACUCGAUACUGGAGCAACUACAUUGAUAUCGAACAAAAGAUAUUUGAUGAAACCUGCUGUGAACAUGCCCGGGACUUUGCACACAAAUGCAUCCUCCAUUUCUUUGAAAGCAUGCAGAAAGAGAUCAAACUGAAACGGUUCCAUGUUCACACAGAAGAAAGAGAGGAGAAGGAAAGGGAAGAAGAUCAUUUGCGAGGAAUCACCAGUCAGGAGCAGAUGAAUGAGCUUCUUCAGUCAUGGUACAGAAGCAGGCCACCAUUAGAUCUGUGCCAAGCAACACAGCGACAACCUGCAGGCACAGAGAGGACAUCUAUGACUUGGGCAGGCAGUAUGAUUAACAGGUGGCAUCCACAAUUAGUGGCCUCAGAUAACAGGGAAACAGAUGUUUAA
Pogona vitticeps (central bearded dragon) is the source of this 1032-nucleotide messenger RNA. RefSeq names its product calcium homeostasis modulator 3 (gene CALHM3). Gene Ontology annotation, cellular component: plasma membrane. Lineage: Eukaryota; Metazoa; Chordata; Lepidosauria; Squamata; Agamidae. Gene Ontology annotation, molecular function: monoatomic cation channel activity. The record is from RefSeq and is a predicted model, not a curated record.